Molecule: messenger RNA, 1784 nt
Organism: Lycium barbarum (goji berry)
Lineage: Eukaryota; Viridiplantae; Streptophyta; Magnoliopsida; Solanales; Solanaceae
Product: ras-related protein RABH1e-like
Exons: 6
Coding region: 336-959 (207 amino acids)
Molecular function (GO): GTPase activity; GTP binding
Source: RefSeq, a predicted model, not a curated record
UAUACUGCAAACGAAAUGAUGUACUAAUAAAUAAUUCAAAGAGUUCUAUAUCAAGACUAAUUCUUUACGUUUGAACAAACGAUGAAAGAACAGGAACACAUGCAGACAUAAAUAGAUGAUGAUGAGUUCGUUGGUAUAUAUAGUUCCUAGCUUCGUGCGUCCCUCUUUUUUCUCUUUUAUUUAUAUAUAUGUUCCCUUAAUUUCCUCCUCAAAUUUUCUCUCUUUUCACAUUUCUCCACAACCGCAUUUCAGAUCUCAUCAUCUUAAUUUGUAACAAACAAAACCAUAGAGAGAAGAGGAAAGAAGAAAAUAAUUAUAUAAAAAUAAAGAGGGUAAUGGCAGUGGUAUCACCUUUAGCAAAGUACAAAUUGGUAUUUUUGGGAGAUCAAUCGGUUGGUAAAACAAGUAUCAUUACUCGCUUCAUGUACGAUAAAUUCGAUACUACUUAUCAGGCUACCAUUGGUAUUGAUUUUUUAUCAAAGACAAUGUAUCUUGAAGAUAGAACGGUUCGCUUGCAGCUCUGGGAUACUGCUGGUCAAGAGAGAUUUAGGAGUCUCAUUCCAAGCUACAUUAGAGAUUCUUCUGUUGCUGUGAUUGCAUACGAUGUUGCCAACCGCCAAUCAUUUCUAAACACGUCAAAGUGGAUUGAAGAAGUACGUACUGAACGCGGCAGUGAUGUCAUUAUCGUUCUUGUUGGGAACAAAACUGAUCUUGUUGAGAAAAGGCAAGUAUCCACAGAAGAAGGAGAUGCUAAGGCUCGUGAACUUGGAGUAAUGCAUAUAGAAACUAGUGCUAAAGCUGGGUUCAAUAUCAAGCCUCUAUUUCGGAAAAUUGCUGCUGCUUUACCAGGGAUGGAGAACCUAUCAUCGACAAAAUCAGACGAUAUGGUCGACGUGAAUUUGAAGCCUACAACAAAUACAUCUAGCACGGAGCAGCAAGGAGGAGGUUGUGCAUGCUAAAUUUUGUACUUAAGUUGGAAGGGGGGAGAGAGAGAAGUUGGAUUCAGGAAGAUGCUGUUGCAUCCAGUUAUUAUUAGGGUGUUCAGUUAGCUAAUUUCUUAGAUUAUAUGAGGUUUUCGACAGUCAGUUUGUACAAGUCCUUCAGAUUCUGAGAGAAUAGGAAACCAUUGAAGAUGCACUUGUUAAUGUGUUCAUAUUUUGUAUGAGCUUUCCUAAUUCAGGAAUUCGGUUCUUUUUGGCCAUGAUCUGGUGCUGGAAUUUACUAUGAAAGUUGACCAUUUCAGUUUGUUAAAGACUUGUAGGCUUUUUGAAACACUUGUGAUGGGCAGCUUGUUUUUCUUCUUGUUAUUGAUGACAAAUACAUGUGAUUGGCACUUAACCUUUGAGAUCUCAACCUCAAACACCAGAAGAUUUUGCUUUUGUUUAGGAUUCUUCUCUAGCAGUGUAACGUACAUCCAAAAGGGAAGGUACACGAACCGGGACACUUGAUUUAAGAGAACACAAUCAGGAUGAUAGAAAAGUGAGAUACUAAAGAGCUCCAACAAAACGUCAAUAAUAGAGUGGGAUUAGAAAAAUGAGGAAAAUCAGCAGUGUGAAGGGACAUAAAAGAAAGAGGGAUAGAGACAGACUUGGGAAUACCAAAGAUCAGCACGUCGAAGAAGAUCUUCAAUAUGCUUGUACGGACAUAGAAAUAAGUGGCAAUGACAUUUCUAGUUCUGAAUACAAAAAGGAGCAGUCAUCCAUUCUACUUGAAGAAGAAGGUACCAUACGUUCAACUUUGAGGUCUAUUUUAAGCUAUAUGAGAGCUAUAUUCAACCGACAAAC